AUGAAGAGAAUGACGAAGAACCCGCAUUAUAUCAUCAUCGUUGUUUUGUUUUCAAGCAGGAGAUAUUUUCUUGAUAUGCUAUAUACUAUAUAUAGGGAAAGCAUGGCAAGCACUCGUUAUUGUCAUCGCCACUGCUUCCAAAUUAUGGACCAUGUGAUUUACAUUAUUGGACGAGUUGCAGAAAUGAAGCCAUAUAUCCUUGGAUGA
Cylindrotheca closterium is the source of this 207-nucleotide messenger RNA. NCBI's taxonomy places the organism in Eukaryota, Bacillariophyta, Bacillariophyceae, Bacillariales, Bacillariaceae. The record is from the annotation of a GenBank genome assembly.